Messenger RNA from Helianthus annuus (common sunflower), 1700 nucleotides. Its product is annotated as F-box/kelch-repeat protein SKIP25-like. Gene Ontology annotation, molecular function: protein binding. The record is from RefSeq and is a predicted model, not a curated record. The transcript is spliced from 2 exons. The coding region runs from base 128 to 1558 and encodes 476 amino acids. Lineage: Eukaryota; Viridiplantae; Streptophyta; Magnoliopsida; Asterales; Asteraceae.
UUUUAAGAUAAUCUAUUAAAAAAAUUUAUAACACUUUUUGUCAUCAUUUUAUCUAAACAUUAAACAACCACUCCUUUUUAAGCUUCAUCAACCACAAACCUUUUGCACCCACCUAAAAAAAUAUUAUAUGGCCAAUCAAACACGCGCCACCACUACCCCCACCGCCAAACACCGUAAACUCUCCGACGACCACCACUCUCUACUACCAGGGCUGCCGGAUCACAUAGCCCAACUUUGUCUCUCUCUCAUCUCUCCCUCCGCCCUAUACUCCGUUUGCCGGUCAUGGCGCCGCCUCAUCUACACCGUCACCUUCCCACCUUUCCGGUCACUUUACACUCUCUCUCUACCCACCAACUCCGCCGUUGACGGCGGUCAAAUGGUCAAACUUUUCUCCUUUGACCCUAUUUCUUCCAAAUGGAUCACCGUCAAAUCUCCGCUGCUACCGCCCUAUCUCCGCCACCUGUCCCUCCGGCAUCCGUCGUUCAUGUCCCGGAAUUUUUCCAUUCAAUCGGUUUCUGUCUCCGGCAACCUUGUUCUCAUCGCCGCCACCGCCGUUCACCAGAGUUUACCGGUUCCGGCCUUUCCACACCCUUUAAUAUUUAACCCAUUAUCCAACACUUGGUCAUCUUGUCCUCCACUCUCCACCCCACGACGGUGGUGCGCCGCCGGAGCUUUGCAAGAUACGGUGGUUGUUGCUAGCGGAAUUGGUUCUCACUACACAGAGACGGUGGCUCGCUCCGUUGAGAAAUGGGUGGUUCGAAAAAGUGAAUCUUUUGAUGAAAAGAUUCAAUCUUUAACACAUUUGAAGCUAGAAAAUGAAUCUUUUGAUGAAAAGAUUCAAUCUUUGAACCAUUUGAAGCUAAAAAGUGAAUCUUUAGAUGAAAACCCAGAUGGGUAUUGUGAAAAGAUUCAGUCUUUGAACCAUUCAAAGCUAAAAACCGAAUCUUUAGAUGAAACCCCAUAUGGGAAUUGUGAAAAGAUUCAAUCUUUGAACAAUUUGAAGCAAAAAAGUGAAUCUUUAGAUGAAAACCCAUAUGGGAAAUGGGAAAAAAUGCAAUCUUUGAAGCAGUCAAAGCUAUGUAGAGAAGCCAUUGACGCAGUAGGAUGGAAAGGGAAGCUUUGUAUGGUAAAUGUGAAAGGUGACUAUGCAAAAGAAGGGUUUGUAUACAAUCUUGAUUCCGACGAGUGGGCGGAGAUGCCGGUGGGGAUGUUGGGUGGUUGGAGGGGACCAACGGCGGCGAUGGAUGAAGAAACCAUGUAUGUGGUGGAUGAGUCAAGAGGGGUGUUGAGAAGGUACAAUGAAGAUGGGGAUAAGUGGUCGGAGGUAGUGGUGGAUGAGAGGUUGAAAGGGGCGGAGUAUAUUGCCGCCGGUGGUGGUAGAGUGUGUGUUGUGGGUGAAAAGGGGGUGGGGAUUGUGGUGGUGGAUGUGGUAGUGGAACCACCGCGGUUGUGGGUGGUGGAAACGCCGCCGGGACAUGAUGUUUUGGGUCUUCAUAUUUUGCCGAGGAUGUGUUCGCCGGAGUUGAAGUCUCCGGUCGCUUUAUUAGAAUCCAAAUAAUAGCUUUUCAGUCCUAUAUAUUAUUUUAUUUUUUUAUUUGCUUAAUAGCUUUUCAGUCCUAUAUAUUAUUUUAUUUUUUAUUUGUUUAUUCAGGGUUAUAUAUGUGUGUACGUUUAUUUUAUAGAAUAUCCAAAUUGAAUCA